Messenger RNA from Pogonomyrmex barbatus (red harvester ant), 1449 nucleotides. RefSeq names its product uridine phosphorylase 1. Gene Ontology annotation, molecular function: uridine phosphorylase activity. Lineage: Eukaryota; Metazoa; Arthropoda; Insecta; Hymenoptera; Formicidae. Gene Ontology annotation, biological process: nucleotide catabolic process; uridine catabolic process. Gene Ontology annotation, cellular component: cytoplasm; cytosol. The record is from RefSeq and is a predicted model, not a curated record.
GGCAUCGAGAAGAUCGGGACCGAUAUUAAUCUCGCAUCCUCCUCGUCGGAAACCGCCCGGCGAUCUGUCAAUUUUUGAAAAGUGAUACGUGAAAUUCGUGGUACGAGUAAGGAAUCGGGAUGCCGACGUGCGACUGCCAGAACAAGACUCAGGACGAGUCGGAGGAGCACAUUUGUCCGUUGAAACCGCCAGUGGAAAAGGACAAGGCCAAGGAACCCAAAGAUUACGCCAAUCCGGUUAGGUACAGCGAUGGCUCCGUACGAUUACGAAAUCCCAAUAUCGAACUCAUGGAUCAGGACAUAUUGUACCAUCUCGCACUUGGCAGUGGAUCCCACGAUCUCGUUGAAAUGUUCGGCGACGUCAAGUUCGUCUGCAUGGGUGGAACGCCGAAAAGGAUGGAGCAUUUCGCAAACUACAUCAUGCAGGAGAUCGGUCACAAGCUGCCCGCGGGAACGACUCUUCUUGACAUCACCAAAAAUUCCUACCGCUAUUCGAUGUAUAAAGUCGGCCCUGUCCUAUCGAUCAGCCACGGAAUGGGUAUACCUUCGGUUAGUAUCUUGCUCCACGAAGUUAUCAAGCUAAUGUACCACGCAAAGGUGAAGGAUCCAGUCUUCAUUAGAAUUGGCACUUGCGGCGGUAUCGGUUACGAGGGCGGUACAGUAAUCAUUUCGGAGGAGGCCUUGGAUGAGACGAUGAAGCCUUAUAUGGAAUUGAUGGUACUCGGAAAACUGAUACGCAGACCGGCCAAGCUCGACCGGCAGCUGGCCCGCGAUCUGAAGGCUCUGGCUCACCGUGACGACCCGUACGAAACCGUGAUCGGCAAGACCAUGUGCUCGAACGACUUCUACGAGGGCCAGGGUCGCCUGGACGGCGCGUUCUGCGAGUUCACGGAAGCCGACAAGAUGGAAUACCUCACGAAGCUGCAGAAGGCCGGCGUGGUGAACAUCGAGAUGGAGAGCCUCUGCUUCGCCGCGCUGACACACCACGCCGGCAUCCAGUCCGCCGUCGUGUGCGUGACGCUGUUAGACCGACUCAAAGGCGACCAGGUUCUAGCGCCCAAGGAAGUGUUGGAGGAAUGGCAGUUGCGACCGCAAAAGCUAAUCGCACGCUACAUCACCACGUAUCUUCAGCGCAAGGGCCGCCUCUCUCUGGAGGGCAUACACGGCUCCAUGUACGUGAAGAGCCCGCGCCGGUUCAAACUCGUGCAGCAGGAGUCUGAGAAUUACGAUUAAGUAAUUCUCCAAAACGAAUACGAAGAUGCAGCCACGAAGAUCUCCCGAGGUGCGAUCGGAUACAUCGGCUCGACUACAGGAUCGGUUGACUUGCGCCGCGGAAGUUGCCGUGUCCGUUUAUUUUAUUCGCGAAAGCUUGAUUUGUAUUCGCGAAAAUAGCGUGACAAUGGUGUAUUGAGAUAUAAAGAGAGAGAGAGAGAGAGAGAGAGAGAGAGAG